Messenger RNA from Phytophthora infestans T30-4, 1381 nucleotides. RefSeq lists its product as uncharacterized. Lineage: Eukaryota; Oomycota; Peronosporomycetes; Peronosporales; Peronosporaceae. The record is from RefSeq and is a predicted model, not a curated record. Bases 17 to 1264 code for a protein of 415 amino acids. The transcript is spliced from 4 exons.
GCUCCUCCUUGUCAAGAUGUCGACGCGCCCUCCGCUGCCAUCUUCCACAUCGUCUAUGAGCCUCGUGAGCGGCCCCGGGGAGCUCGAGUAUGGUGUCUACGGCCGCGUUCUGUUCUGUGGUCAGCUGGAAAAACGCCGCGAUGGUGCCGUUCGCGGAGGCUGGGCCUCGCGUCUUUUCGUCCUCACACCCGAGACUCUGCACUACUACCGCAAGGCCACUGAGUUCGAGCUGCUGGGAGAGGAACGUGGCCACAUAGCAUUGUCCUCCAUCACGAGGGUGCGUGCCAUGCCGGAGGAUGAAGCGCCCUACUCGACAGUAGAGCCGGGAGUAGAGCAUUACUACCUCGAGAUCUGCACGGAAGACCGGCUGUAUCUUAUGCGGACGCCGAUUCGCGAGGCGUCGACGUGCGAGAGCUGGUCAAUCGCUAUUGAAGAGCAGCGCAAGGUGCUUCGUUCGGGGAAGGCGAAUAAACGUGAGUGCCCUUCGAGCUCUGUCCCUUUCCCGGAGGCUCUACCCAGCCCCACCUUGUUAGCACGCAACCAUGAACUUUUCUCCCAUUUCGUAAAGUAUAAAAGCGUGCUCCUGUUUGCGAACGAACAGGAAGCGUCGCCGCCGCGGGUGGCCAUGAUCUCGGUCGUGCACGUGAGCGAGCGGGACGGAUGCCCAGCUGAGAAGGUGAUUAAGCGACGGACCGAGUGGGGCGAGAAGCUGGACCUCGGUGUGAUUCCGCAGGGAGGAGCAUGCGUCAUUCUUCUUCAGGAUGGGGGUCUCGGCCGGAUCGGUACACAAGCUCUCAUGAGCAGCUGGGAUUCGGGUCGGGUCUGCUGGAUUGAAGUCACAGAUGCCGACGUCCCUACCGAGAUCGAAGUUUCGGUAACAUGUAAGGUGUUAUCACAAGAAGCCAGGUUGAGGUCUCCCAAAACUUUAAACACCCACGAAGGACUACCAAAGUGGGUCGAGUGGGUGGACGAAGGCUCCAGUAUUGGUUUUCUGAUGAUGUGCCUUUUCGUCCACCUGCUAUACGGCGUUGACGGCUUUCACUGGUCACACAAGUGCUGCCUCACAGUUGGAGCCGCGCUCGCCAUCUCAACUAUUCUCAACGGAUCUACGAGAACCCCACCGACACCAACACCAACGCCCAGGCACUCUAGUCCCACCAAUCUACUCCCAAAGCUGCAGUUCACUCUCACUGUCCAUCGCUGCCGGAUAAAAAUGGAAGGCACGGAGUACAUUUACCCUCAGACGAGCGACAACAAGAAGUAGACCGCUCCGCUCCGUACUCGUUGUACACAUGUACUUCAAGUACUCAAUCAAACGCCAACGUGGAAGCGACUUAGAAGAGAACGAAGCAGCUUCAAAAUAAAUUACUUAUCCUACCAA